This is a messenger RNA of Melanotaenia boesemani (Boeseman's rainbowfish), 4344 nucleotides long. RefSeq names its product WD repeat-containing protein 37-like. The transcript has 14 exons. The record is from RefSeq and is a predicted model, not a curated record. Gene Ontology annotation, cellular component: preribosome, large subunit precursor. Lineage: Eukaryota; Metazoa; Chordata; Actinopteri; Atheriniformes; Melanotaeniidae. Gene Ontology annotation, molecular function: protein binding. Bases 688 to 2190 code for a protein of 500 amino acids.
UGAGCUGAGCAGCAAGCGCUCAGGCCUCUAUCCUCUGAGCGCAAGCCUGAACUGUCCGACGCUCUCGCCACACCCAGAGAUGCACAUAGAACACUAAAAUACUCACGACAUGUGUGUUCGGUGGCAGGUGGGACCACAGCGUCUCUUCACGUCUUUUGGCGUCUCUUUAAAGCAGUUAUUUCAGAGAGAAAUCCCACGGUCGGAACGCGUUCUUCACGUCUGACGUCACUGAUUUUUAUUCGACGCCUUGACUGCAGCGUGAGCACCAAUUGGCUCAAAAAGCGCAAACACAAACCACGUGACGUGGAAGUGAACGCAAAUACCUGAUGUGUCAAAUGUUUGAGUGAAAUGGUGAUGUAUGAGAAGCAGGGGCGUCUGUUGUCAGAGAAAUAAAUCACGAUGAAAGGGUGAAACCGAAACAGGUGUGUGCUGCGUGACGUUUGGAAGGACAAAGCCCAGGUAACCCUCUGAUUUGCCGCGUGAAAGUCAGAAGGUGAAGGUGAUAUGUGGCAGCUAGCCGCGCUAGCUUGUAGCUAAGCUAACCUGGUUUCAAGAAACUCCGGAGAAGCAGCGAUGGCUUCAGGGCGGCAGUGACGGCGACAGGUGGUGACAGACACCAGCCAGUGUGCUCUGUGUUUACCUGCUGAUCAGGCUGGUUGUAGCAAGUGGGCGGGGGCAACGGCAGGGAUGCCUGUGGAGGGUGGAGGCAGCAGUGGCUCGGCUUCAGCUGCUCGUCAUCCCAAACAGAAGCGAAAAGCUCACAGUUUGUCCAUCCGGCGCAGCAACAGCACAGAGGAGAGGACAGCAGGUGUCCUGAGAGGAGACAUGCUGGAGGGACAGGACUCCAAGCUGCCCCUCGCGCUGCGGAACAACCUCCUGGACUUGUUCGGCCAGAUUGAACGCGAGUUUGAAAACCUCUACAUUGAAAACCUUGAACUACGAAGAGAAAUCGAGUCUCUGAACGAGCGUCUGACCGGAGACGGACAAAUAGCUGAAGGAGGAGACCCGUCCAAGGGAGCCCUGAAAGCUAAAGCCAGCCACAGCACCAGCCAGCUGUCCCAGAAGCUGAAGACCACCUACAAAGCUUCAACCAGCAAGAUUGUGUCCAGUUUUAAAGCCACCACAGGAUCCCGGGCUUUAUGUCAGCUACUCAAGGAAUACGUGGGCCACCGGGACGGGAUCUGGGACCUCAGUGUGACCCGAACUCAGCCGGUGGUGCUUGGCACUGCUUCUGCAGACCACUCCGCUCUGCUUUGGAGUAUAGAGACUGGGAAAUGUCUGCUGAGGUACGCUGGCCAUGCAGGAUCAGUCAACUCCAUCAAAUUCCACCCCACGGAGCAGAUGGCUCUGACAGCCUCUGGAGACCAGACUGCUCACAUCUGGCGCUACAUGGUGCAGCUUCCUGCCCCCCAGCCGCCUCCAGACCUCACCGCUCCAUGUGACGACGACCAGGACUCAUCGGACAGGGAGGAGGUGGACGUGGACGGAGAGGGCCCCGGUGAGGUGCCCACGGUUCGGGUCGCCACAGCAACCCUGAAGAGCCACCAGGGGGUGGUGAUUACGGCUGAUUGGUUGGUGGGGGGCCGACAGGUGGUGACUGCUUCCUGGGAUCGAGCUGCCAACCUGUACGAGGUGGAGACGUCUGAACUGGUUCACACACUCACCGGCCACGACCAGGAGCUGACCCACUGCUGCACCCACCCCACCCAGCGGCUGGUGGUCACCUCCUCCAGAGACACCACCUUCAGACUCUGGGACUUCAGAGACCCAUCCAUCCAUUCUGUCAACGUCUUCCAGGGACACACUGACACAGUGACGUCCGCUGUGUUCACGGUGGGCGACAACGUGGUCUCAGGAAGCGAUGACCGAACUGUCAAAGUGUGGGAUCUGAAGAACAUGAGGUCGCCCAUAGCAACCAUUCGGACUGACUCUGCUGUGAACAGGAUCAGCGUUUCAGCCAACCAGAAGAUCAUUGCUCUGCCACAUGACAAUCGACAAGUCCGGCUGUUUGACAUGAGCGGAGUGAGGCUGGCCAGACUUCCACGCAGCAACAGGAUGGGUCACAGGAGGAUGGUGUGCUGCACGGCAUGGAACGAAGAAAACCAGACCUGCAACCUGUUCACCUGCGGCUUCGACAGGCAGGCCAUCGGCUGGAACAUCAACAUCCCAGCCCUGCUGCAGGAGAAGUGAUGCACGCGUGGAAACUCCCAGGAGUCUAGUUUGUCAAGAACUUCAUCUGCAUCCAGGAAUACCCCGACCUUGUUCACCUCGGAACACCAACCUCAUUCACCCAGGAAUACCCUGACCUUGUUCACCUCGGAACACCGACCUCAUUCACCCAGGAAUACCCUGACCUUGUUCACCCGGUAACUCCCCGACCUCGUUCACCUCGGAACGCCGACCUCGUUCACCCAGGAAUACCCUGACCUUGUUCACCUCGGAACACCGACCUCAUUCACCCAGGAAUGCCCUGACCUUGUUCACCCGGGAACGCUGACCUCGUUCACAGGGUAACGCCCCGACCUCAUUCACCUGGUAACCCCCGGACUUCAUUCACCCGGUAAUGUCCCGACCUCAUUCACCCGGUAACGUCCCUACCUCAUUCACCUGGUAACCCCCCGACCUCAUUCACCCGGUAAUGUCCCGACCUCGUUCACUUGGUAACUCCCCGACCUCAUUCACCUGGUAACACCCCGACCUUGUUCACCCGGUAACGCCCCAACCUUGUUCACCUGGUAACACCCCGACCUCAUUCACCUGGUAACGCCCCGACCUUGUUCACCCGGUAACGCCCCGACCUCAUUCGCCUGGUAACACCCCGACCUCAUUCACCUGGUAACGCCCCGACCUCAUUCACCUGGUAACGCCCGACCUCAUUCACCUGGUAACGCCCCGACCUUGUCCACCCGGUAACGCCCCAACCUUGUUCACCUGGUAACACCCCGACCUCAUUCGCCUGGUAACACCCUGACCUUGUUCACCCGGUAACGCCCUGACCUCGUUCACCUGAGAAUGCCGAUCUCGUUCACCCAGGAAUACUGACCUUGUUCACCUGGUAACGCCAACCUCGUUCACCUGUGAACACUGUAACCCUCUGACAUGUUGAUCUGUCCAUCCACUCCCUUAUUUAAUGGCUUUCAAACAGGAAGUUGUGGAAACCAGUAAACUUUGACAUUUUGUUUUUUCUUGCCAGAACAGUAGCGGAGAACUAUCUUCUUCUGUUUCGGACUGUGUUGGCAUGUUUGAGGCCUAAAAAUGAGCCUUUUCUUCAUCCUGAACUGUUACGUGUGAAUCUGGUUUCUGCUGGUUUGUGUAGAUGUCCUCAGUUUCUGAUGCUUGUUUGAAGCUGUUCUAGAUAAAUAUGAUGUAAAUAUGAAGUCGUGGCCUGAUCCAGUGACCUGUGUUUCAGGUUGUUGCUCACCAACAGAUUCAGUGUCUUUCUGAUUAAAGGACGGAGCUCAGUGGAGACAGAUCUGGGAUUUAAUUCUUAUUAUUUUUUUAAUAUUUCCUGGAGAAAUUAAACAUAUCACAUUCAGGCCAGUUUGUCUUAAACAGGAUGUGAAGGUUAAACUGGGAGUUUUGGGCCCUUAGGUCUCAUUUUUAGAUGCUUCCAGAUUUCCAGCUUUUGUUCUGUUACUUUGUUUUAUGUUUACUGAAGAUUUCUGUCUUUAUUUUAAUCUGACGCAGAGUCAGAAGGAAAGCAAUAACAGGAAACAGCUGCACUGGAAUGUUGUGGUGGUGUAUUGGACCUGAACAUGUUGCAUGUUUGUGUUCGGAUCUGUGUAACAUGAUCCGAAGUCAACCUGUAAGUUACUGUUUUUGUUUGGACUUUUUACUUAGAAGCAGAAGCAAUAAGUCAGUCUGUUUCUGUCUUUCUUAAACACUGAAUCUCAGCUGUCUGGGCAUGUUUGGAACCGGAGCGCGCCUGGAACCGGGCUGGACUGGAUUUAAGGAAAUGCUGUUUGUUCUGCUCGUGCAAUAGAACCCAGUCCUGCUGUAAAUCUGUGAAGAUGAAGACCGGCAUCCAUGUUGUUUCUAAGUAGCAUGAAGCUGAAAGUGGAAUAAAUUGCCUUACUGUUGAAGCCGUGCAGGAUUCUUAUCCACCCGACAUCCCAGCGCUGGUUAAAGAACUAAUUGUUCUCCACAUAUGGGAUUUUUAUUCCUGCAGUGUGGUGGGAGGUCUGCUGAUGGAUUUCAUCCUGGAGGUAAUGUGAUCAUGGACUGAUAGGUUAAAUUACUGUCGGACCUAGCCUUGGAUGUAUUUCAUGUCAUCUACUCCACGUGCUUCAUUGUGACGCCUUCGUGGUCUCUUGACUCUUCCAAUAAAAAGAUGCCAUUUCCUUU